AUGCUCGUUCCUCAAACUGAUCCUGCUUCGAAGCCGAAGCCCUAUAAGAGAAUCAUAUUUUACCAUCAGACGCAAUACAAAGACAAUAAAUACAUCUCACUUCAACCUACGAUUCUCCCAGCCACCGGAGUUACCCACGUCAUUGUCGCGGCCAUCCAUCUCAACACGCCUGAGCGCAUCACGCUCAACGAUGAUCUAUAUGAUGCAGACAAGUUUAUUCCCCUCUGGGAUGAAGUCCGUCAACUUCAAGCAGCCGGUGUAAAAGUCCUCGGCAUGCUCGGAGGCGCAGCUCAAGGCUCAUACACUAAAAUGGACGGGUCGCUGGAGGGUUUUCACAGAUGGUAUCAACCGUUGCGCAAAAUGAUCGCGUGGGCGGGCUUUGACGGACUAGACCUAGAUAUUGAAGAGGCCAUGUCGCUUGGCGGCGUUAUCCGUCUGAUUGAUCACCUCAAGACAGACUUUGGCCAAUCCUUCCUCAUCACCCUCGCGCCCGUCGCACCCGCUCUGCUUAACAGGCAGAAUCUCGGAGGCUUCAACUUGGAAGAGCUGGAAAAGGGCCUUGGCUCGAGAAUCGCGUGGUACAACACGCAAUUCUACUGCGGCUGGGGUGACAUGAGCAAAACACACGACUACGACACGAUAAUCGCGCGCGGCUGGCCACAGGAAAAAGUCGUCAUCGGAUUGGUUACAAACCCAGCUAAUUGCUCCGGUCACGUAAAAGAAGAAAAGCUGCGCGCGUGUCUCAAAGAGUUGGUGAGCAGGUACCCGAGGAUCGGAGGAGUAAUGGGCUGGGAGUAUUACAACAGUGUCACGGAGGCCAGUCCGCAGAUCGGGGAGCCGUGGAAGUGGGCCGAGAUGAUCAAUGACAUGUUGAAUAUCACAUAG
This is a messenger RNA of Fusarium tjaetaba, 885 nucleotides long. RefSeq names its product chitinase. Gene Ontology annotation, molecular function: chitinase activity. The record is from RefSeq and is a predicted model, not a curated record. Bases 1 to 885 code for a protein of 294 amino acids. Gene Ontology annotation, biological process: carbohydrate metabolic process. Gene Ontology annotation, cellular component: extracellular region. The transcript has a single exon. Lineage: Eukaryota; Fungi; Ascomycota; Sordariomycetes; Hypocreales; Nectriaceae.